AAUGGUUUCAUUUGCUGAACUUCUACAAGCAACAGAAGCAUUUAGUGAAACCAAGCUAAUUGGCAUGGAGAGUUUUGGUUCAGUAUAUAAAGGAACACUCUUGGAUGGGAUGAGAAUUGCGGUAAAGGUAUUUAAUUUGCAACUAGAAGGAGCUUUCAAGAGUUUUGAUGUUGAAUGCGAAGUAAUGCACAACAUUCACCAUCGGAAUCUAGUUAAAAUCAUCAGCAGUUGCACUAACCUGGAUUUCAAAGCUUUAGUACUCGAGUACAUGCCUAAUGGGAGCCUCGAGAAGUCGUUGUAUUCUCACAACUAUUGUUUGGAUAUCCUGCAACGGUUAAAUGUCAUGAUAGAUGUUGCAUCAGCCUUGGAGUAUCUACAUCAUGGUCAUACAACAUCCAAUGUUUAUUGUGAUUUGAAGCCCAGCAAUGUCCUCCUUGAUGAAGACAUGGUCGCACAUGUCGCUGAUUUCGGGAUAGCGAAACUUUUAAGUGAUCGGGACCUUGUGGUGCAAACUAUGACCUUGGCAACAAUUGGGUAUAUGGCACCAGGUGAUGUUCCAUAUUUGUUAUUUAAUUUAGUUCAAGUUCAAUAUGGAAUCGGAGGAAUUGUAUCUACAAGAGGCGAUGUCUAUAGUUUUGGUGUGAUGUUGAUGGAAACAUUCACAAGGAAGAAGCUGACUGAAGAAAUGUUUGUUGGGGAGAUGAGUUUGAUACAUUGGGUAAAUGAAGCAUUGGAUGGUUCAAUAAUUUCUGUUGUGGACUCUAAUUUGAUGGGAAGAGAAGAAGAACAAUAUUUCUCUGUGAAGGAGCAAUGUGUACCAUCUGUCUUUGGUUUGGCCAUGAAAUGUUCAACUGAUUCACCUGAGAAAAGGAUCAACAUGGAAGAAGCCUUGGCAUUCAUUGGUGUCGAUUUGGUGUUCCAUAUUGAGGUAAUCCACGCUGCAAUCCAGAUUCCCGUGGUAAAUACUACACAAGUGUUGGAAGAAGCCCCAAACCUUCGCCGAAUGGGCAUGAAAAGAAGAUGUGUCCAUGGGAUUCCAGUACUCCAGUGGAACGCUAAUGAUGUGCUUGAUGAUGCCAUACUCUUGCUGUCCCUCGUUCUCAGCUUGCAAGCCAUGAGAUAA
Messenger RNA from Cornus florida, 1123 nucleotides. RefSeq names its product probable LRR receptor-like serine/threonine-protein kinase At3g47570. NCBI's taxonomy places the organism in Eukaryota, Viridiplantae, Streptophyta, Magnoliopsida, Cornales, Cornaceae. The record is from RefSeq and is a predicted model, not a curated record. Gene Ontology annotation, molecular function: protein kinase activity; ATP binding. Bases 2 to 1123 code for a protein of 373 amino acids. The transcript has 3 exons. Gene Ontology annotation, biological process: protein phosphorylation.